AUGGAGAAGCGGCGGCACAAGCGGGAGCAGCUGUGUUGCGAGGAGGUGGCGGGCGGGACGGCUGCUGAGUGCGCCGUCAUGUGCCACUUCUUCCCAUGCACCGUCGUCGAGCUCAUCGUCCUCGUCAUGGUGCGUGUGGCCCUUGUGCUUUGUCGCCGCGCCAUCUGGGCGAGGUGCCGACGCACCAUGGCCAAGAAGAAGGAGAUGGAGGACCUCCUCGUCGCGGAUGCCACCUCCCCUAGGUCUCGUGCUGCCGCGGUAGCCAAGGCCAACAAAAAGGCGGAGGCGACGGAGCACUGGCCAACCACACACUCUUCGGACGAGCUCGUCGAGGAGGAGAAGAAGGUUGAGGGGAAGCAAACUGAACGGAUGUAA
This is a messenger RNA of Phragmites australis (common reed), 375 nucleotides long. RefSeq lists its product as uncharacterized. The transcript is spliced from 2 exons. Lineage: Eukaryota; Viridiplantae; Streptophyta; Magnoliopsida; Poales; Poaceae. The record is from RefSeq and is a predicted model, not a curated record. Bases 1 to 375 code for a protein of 124 amino acids.